Messenger RNA from Fusarium vanettenii 77-13-4, 753 nucleotides. RefSeq lists its product as uncharacterized. The transcript has a single exon. Lineage: Eukaryota; Fungi; Ascomycota; Sordariomycetes; Hypocreales; Nectriaceae. Bases 1 to 753 code for a protein of 250 amino acids. The record is from RefSeq and is a predicted model, not a curated record.
AUGGAACCGACAACCACCAAGGUCGUCUUCUUUGACCUAGACGGCACGCUGUUCGACCACGACCACUCGCUGCGUCUUGCAAUAUCCACAAUGCAACUACUAUAUCCUAUUCUUGCGGGAAAGAAUGUGGAGGAACUGGUGGACAAGUACAACACCGCCCUUCAACAAGCAUAUGAUGAGUACCUGGACAAGGCGAUCACUUUCGAAGAGGCCAACACGCGGAAGGUCCAUCUUUUCUUCACAGCUCUUAGCCUGCCCAAACCCAGCCUUGACGAGGUCAACGAGUUUCGUGGUGGGUAUAAGACAAUAUACAGAGCCAAUCGAAGAGCAACACCAGGAAGCGUCGAGACGCUACUUAGAUUACGCAAGCAUGGAUAUCGAAUUUGCAUAAUCACCAACGGGCAAACGGAAGAUCAAGCAGCCAAGGCUGAGGCUAUCGGCAUACGCCAUCUAGUCGACCGCAUCAUCACCUCGGAGGAAGCCGGCUAUCAGAAACCCGAUCUGCGUAUCUUUCAAUAUGCCAUGCAACAACUCAACGCUUCUCCUCACGCAAUCAUGGUCGGCGACUCUGCCGACUCGGAUAUCAAAGGCGCGUUGGAUGCGCAGUUAACUGCCAUCAUGUAUUUGCCUACGACGCAGGAAUCCCAGCGGCUUCUAUUUGGACAACAAGUACCGGUCAUUCAGCACAUGAGUCAGCUCUUGAAGCAUUUUGACAUUCCGAGUACAACGCCAUCUAGCUUCAAGAGUGCCUGA